GAAACGAUGGACUAGAACCAUUUCUGCUCAGUCUGUGCUAUGUAAAUGAUAUCGCAGUAACUUACGGGAAACGAAUUUCUUAUUGUUUUUAUUAAUAUUACGACUCUGAGUGAGAACACAUUCCUCAAGAAUGGCACAGUAUCUGAAAAAAGCAUUUCAGAUUACUCCAAACACAAUCCUUUAUCAGCAGAAGCGUUUUCGAAGCAAAAUUAAUAUACAAAAACCCAAAAAGCCGCAUUAUUUCAGAGCAUUGGUGAACGAAUUUUUGACACCUUUUUACCCGAUCAAAAAUGAAACUAAGAAAUUAGAAGAAUUAUGUUACAACGCAAGAACUGCGAAAAAGAAGGAAGAGAUAGAAUAUAAUCCUUACCAAAGAAUAAUAGCACGUGAGGUCCGCAAUUGGUUUGACAAUUCCAAAAUGAUUGCCAUUUGCCAUCAGAAUUCUAUGACAUCAGAGGAUGCGUUUGAGCUAGCAGUUCCAUUAAAGAAAUUAAACAUGUACUACAAACGAUAUAGCAAUACGAUUAUGAAAUUAGCAUUGACAGAUUCACCUUAUACGGCAACAAUGCCCUUAUAUUCGUCGCAAUUCUGCAUUGUAUUUGGUUCUGACACAAAUGUUGCUGGCUUUGAAAAAAUUAUUAAAAAGUUUCCACAAGUUAUUUUAUUAGCGGGUAUACUGGAGGGACAAGUGCUGGAUAAGAAGGACUUUUUGAAAUACGGUAAAAUGGAUCUUACAUCAGCGCGGGUUCAUCUUGUUCAAGUGUUACAAAGUGCGGGUGGUAAUAACUUGAAUCAACAACUCACGCAUCAUCAGUCCACAUUAGUUGCUCGAUUAAAACAGAUCGGUACAGAUAAAACAACUUCCGACGAGAACAAAGAAUCGGUACCUGUAUAAUUGCAAAAAAUUGCUUGUAUCGAUAAUUUAUUAUAUAUUAGAUUUAUCGAAAGCUUUAAGUAAAGUAUGAUUUAUUUCACUACACUUUGUAUUUGCGAUAAAAAUAAGAAACAUUGAUACAAAGUUAGGUGUGUUCCUCUUUUUAUUAGAAUCUUACUUUCAAUCCUAUCAAGGACGGUGUCACGAUAA
This is a messenger RNA of Acromyrmex echinatior (Panamanian leafcutter ant), 1084 nucleotides long. RefSeq names its product mitochondrial ribosomal protein L10. Lineage: Eukaryota; Metazoa; Arthropoda; Insecta; Hymenoptera; Formicidae. The record is from RefSeq and is a predicted model, not a curated record.